This is a messenger RNA of Micropterus salmoides (largemouth bass), 2137 nucleotides long. RefSeq names its product ankyrin repeat and SOCS box containing 10 (gene asb10). The record is from RefSeq and is a predicted model, not a curated record. Gene Ontology annotation, biological process: negative regulation of delayed rectifier potassium channel activity; neuronal action potential; intracellular signal transduction. Lineage: Eukaryota; Metazoa; Chordata; Actinopteri; Centrarchiformes; Centrarchidae. Gene Ontology annotation, cellular component: axon initial segment; synapse; membrane. The transcript is spliced from 5 exons. The coding region runs from base 155 to 1546 and encodes 463 amino acids. Gene Ontology annotation, molecular function: transmembrane transporter binding.
ACCAACCUUGUGAACAGCCGGCAGGCAAAUAGUGGACAUUAGUCAGAGAGAGGGAAACACAACACAAACAAAGAGAACAAGCCUGUUUCCCUCUCUUAAUCAUAAUCAUCUUACACAACUACUACUUUUCUCUGUGAGAGGCAAGCCAUUCAGCAUGUCGCGAGGCAGCUUUGUCUUCACACCCAUGGCCUUGCGCUCUCUUGAACUUGAUGAGGACAUGCUAGAGAGACACAAGUACAAGAAGAAGCUGGCCUCCAGUCACCUCAACAAUUACAUGCUGAAAAAGGAGGCCAGGGCACCGCUGAGGUCCAACACUGCCCUGCCACCAGCUGUCUGCCAAGAUGUGGUCAUUCAGAACGCUCUGUAUACAGGAGACCAGGAAGCUUUGCAGCGCCUCUUUCCUAGAGGAUCCACGGCAAACCUCAUCAUUGAGCCACAGGGUGGGGACAUGCGCUGGGUGGCCACAGGGGAAGGACUAUGGUCUCUGAAUUAUGAGCAGGAGCUGACCACACCACUUCACAUCACAGCUGGCCGAGGCUUCACAGACUGCAUGAGACUCCUGCUGCAGCGUGGGGCCAAUGUAGACCUGGCACCUGGGGGCACCACUGCCCUGCAUGAAUCCUGUGAAAACUGCCAGCCAGAGUGUACCAAACUGCUGCUGAUCCAUGGCGCCAAUGCCAAUGCUGUCUCUGAAGAUGGUGUUAUGCCUUUGCACAUUUGUACAAGCCCCGAAUCCCUUGAAUGUGCCAAGUAUCUCCUUCAGUAUGGUGCAGCAAUCAAUGGUCGCACAGUAGAUGAAAACGACACUCCCUUACAUGUCGCAGCCAAGAAUGGCCUCCCAGACCACACUGAGCUGUACCUGCGCUACGGAGCUGCUGUGGACAAACAAAAUGAUGAGGGUCUCACACCCCUGAAUGCUGCUUGUUCACAAACCCAGGUGGUGCAGGAUCUUGAACGGUACUUCAAGGUGUGCCAGAUGCUGUUGGGGAAAGGGGCCGUCGUCCACACUGUCGACCAAGACCAACGCAGUCCUUUGCACAUGGCCUGUAAGAAUGUAAAUCCAGACAUAGUGGAUCUGCUGCUCGCCAAUGGUGCCUGCGUUAACGACAUGGACUACGGGGGUGAAGCUCCCCUGCACGACAUCCUGAAGGUGGUGUGCUACAAGGUUUCCCAUCACCCUGAGAGGAUUGUACGUGCUCUUCUCAACCAUGGUUCUAUUCGGGUGUGGCCCGGAGCUCUGCCCAUGGUUAUGAGGCACUGCUCUGAAUCGCCACGCACCAUCGAGGUUCUUCUGAACGCCUACAGUCACCUCAAAGUCACAGACACCUGGGUUGAGUCCGUGUCACCGGAGGUGUUUAAGGAGCACAAAGAGUUCUAUGAAUCAGUCUUCUCUUUGGCACUGACUCCUCGCUCCCUGCAGCACUUGGCACGCUGCCGACUCAGGAGCUUCCUGGGGGGCCGCGUACACAAGGUGGUCCCUAAACUCGAUCUCCCCACCUUCAUCAAGAAUUAUCUGCUACUAGAGUACAGAGGCUAUGUCCACUGAAAGCACUUUGUGUAGUCUUAUGUUAGUGUGAGUCCUGAUGAAGAUUGAGUGCUGCUAUGUGUAAGCAGUGGCUGUUCACAAUAUAUAAUAAUGGUCAAGAUUAUAAUUACAAUAGUGACAUCUACUGCAGCACUAUACACCAGGGCACUUAAUAUUUUUAAAUGCAUUUUGUAAGCUUUCCAGGAGGGAGAAGCAGCUGUUUGUUCUCUAACAACAAUGUGUUUUCUGUGUCCUAUUCCAGAUCAAUCUUUCAGUUUACUGUUUGAUUUUGCACCACAAGAGGGAGCUAUAGACUAGAGUUCAUAAAGUAUAUAGCAGGUAUGCAAUUUUAUGAUUUAUAUUUUAUGGUCACAUUUGUUUGUGUUUUUUUUUACAUUGGCACUUGAUAGAAAAGAGGCUGAGAUGCUUCUCUUUUUGUACAUCAUAUUUAUCAUGGUAGAAUAAUGUUAGUGUGCAUAGUGAUGACGUGUUGGAGGAUUGCUCUAAAAGAUGUGCAUACAUAAUUAUUGAUAUGAUGGUAUUUUGGUUUUUUUAAAUCAAAAAUAGGAUUGAUAUAAAAUAAAAUAUUCCACCAUGGACAUGUAAUCUAGA